Musca domestica (house fly) is the source of this 1786-nucleotide messenger RNA. Its product is annotated as UDP-glucosyltransferase 2-like. The coding region runs from base 52 to 1635 and encodes 527 amino acids. Gene Ontology annotation, molecular function: UDP-glycosyltransferase activity. NCBI's taxonomy places the organism in Eukaryota, Metazoa, Arthropoda, Insecta, Diptera, Muscidae. The record is from RefSeq and is a predicted model, not a curated record. The transcript has 2 exons.
CUUAUCCGCACACAGUAGGCCAUUGACCAGCAAGGGGAACACAUCACUAAAAUGGGCAUACGCUCCGUUUUAAUUAUUGCUCUAUUUAUGAGCCUUGGAAUAUUCGAAUCAACGGAGGGAGCUAAAAUUCUUUCCAUCUUCCCCUACUCGGGGCCAUCGCAGUAUAUUUUUAUUUCACCACUGCUUAAGGCCUUGGCGGAAAAGGGCCAUGAAGUCACAUCCAUAUCGACAUUUCCCCAAAAGAAACCGCUGAAGAAUUUUCGUGAUAUCGCCGUUAUGGAAAAUAGCAAGAUUUUCGAUGAAAUGUUAAUUGAAAUGGCGGGCGGUGAGAGUGAAGAAAAAUCAUUUUUCCAAGAAUUUGUGGAACUUAGCGCUUUGGGUGUGACGGUCACCACCAAUGUCAUGGAAAAUUCGGAAGUAAAAAACCUAUUGAAAAAUGAAAAAUUUGAUUUGCUAAUCAUCGAAGUUUUGAGCACAGAAUCAUUGUUGGGAUUGGGAGAAUAUUUUCAAGCUCCAAUGAUUGGAGUCUCCACAUUUGGCACCAUUGGUUUUAUUGACUAUCUAACAGCCAAUCCAUCACCAGCCUCAUUUAUACCCCACAUGAGUUUGCAAUAUGGCAGUCAUAUGUCGCUGUGGGAACGAACUGUCAAUGUCUUGGCCAAUGUUGUGGAUGAUUUGUGUUUGAAUUAUCUCAUGUUACCUGAUCACGAGAAAGUCUACAAGAAAUAUUUCCCCAAUGCCAAACUGUCAAUGGAUGAGGCCCGCCGUAAUGUCUCACUGGUGUUAUUGAAUGAUCACUUUUCGCUGCGAGCACCACGUCCUUAUGUUCCCAAUAUGAUUGAGGUUGGUGGUUUGCACAUAAAACAAAAACCUGAUCCAUUGGAAGAAGAUUUACAAAAGUUCCUAGACAACUCACCGGAGGGGGUAAUAUACUUCUCCAUGGGCUCGAAUGUCAAGAGUAAAGAUUUGCCCCCACAAACUCUUCAGGCCAUAUUGGGUACAUUUGCAGAAUUAAAAAUUAAAGUUUUGUGGAAAUUUGAAUUGGAAGAAUUGCCGAAUAAACCAGCCAAUGUUGUCAUACGCAAAUGGUUUAAUCAACCCUCCAUAUUGGCCCAUCCUAAUGUAAAGCUGUUCAUUUCCCAUGGUGGCUAUUUGAGUACCACCGAAACCAUUUUCCAUGGUAAACCCAUCUUGGGUAUUCCAGUGUUGGCCGAUCAAUUCAUGAAUGUUAAAAACUCCGUGAAGGCAGGUUUUGCUUUGAGUAUGGAUUUGAAAACCCUCAACAAGGAAGAAUUUAAGCAGAAAAUCGAAGAGCUGUGGACAAAUCCUCGUUAUUCGAAUGCUGUCAAGACAUUGUCGAAACGUUUCAGAGAUCAACCUUUGACACCCAUGGAAACUGCAAUCUUUUGGGUGGAAUAUGUCCUGAGACAUGAUGGAGCUCCUCAUAUUCGUAAUGCCGGUCAGGAUUUGUCAUUUUGGCAAUAUCACAAUAUUGAUGUGUAUCUACUCUUAGCCAGUUGUAUUUUUGUUGUGUUUACAUUAAUAGCGAGUUUAAUUAGAUUUGGAAAGAAGAUUAUAUGUGCUUCUUCAAAAUCGACGAAAAAAUCCAAGAAAUCAAAAAUAAAGAAAAAUUAAGUGAGCGAAAAGAAAAUAUGAAAACGGUAUGCGAUAACAAAGUGGCUGAUAAAACGCUGGCAUAGUUUUGGUGUAAUGGUCUUCAGUGUUGGGUUGGUUUAAUAGUAUAAUAUCUAUAGAGCGCAAUCACAAAUAAAGGUUGAGUUAUCGA